Messenger RNA from Paramecium tetraurelia, 1770 nucleotides. RefSeq lists its product as uncharacterized. The record is from RefSeq and is a predicted model, not a curated record. The transcript has 3 exons. NCBI's taxonomy places the organism in Eukaryota, Ciliophora, Oligohymenophorea, Peniculida, Parameciidae.
AUGUCAGAAUCAUUUAAAGUAGUCAAUUAUGAAAGAGAAUCUAAAUAAUCGUUUUAAGAGUUUUUAUAAAUGCAUCUAAAUGAACCAUAAGAUUCACAAUUAAGAUCGCCGACCUAAGAAAAUAAUUAUAAUUCGACAAAGCAAAUAGGAAUAAGAAAAACUAUUAAAAGGGAGGAAUCUGAACCCAGUUUUAGAAUCACAGAAUAACCCAUCGAAAAUAAUGAAAAAAACCUUACUUCUAUGCAAUCUAAAAUUUAAUUACUCAUCACUGAAAAUUCAAAGUUAAUUGAAAUAAACUCUGGCUUAAUGAGAGAAAUAGAGAUUAUGAAACAAAAUAAUUCAUCAAAUCGAACUCUCUUAGUGCAAGAAUCCCAAUAAAAAUUAAUGAAUUAUUAAUAAAAAGUAGUUCAACUUACUUAAGCAAAUGAAUAAUUGAGUAGUAGAUUGAUUGAUGAGUAAACUAAAAAUAAAAAGGAAAUAGAAUAGAGAUUCUAAUAAAUAUUAUUAGAAAACAAAAAUCUCAAUGAAAUGCUAUAAACACGAUUAAAUGACAUAGACAUAUUGAACAAUUAAUUGUUAGAAAAAAAUGAUUAAAUCGCCUUAAUGAAUGAAGAAAUUAAAGUUGUCAAUGAAAAAUGUAUGGUCUUGGAAUAAUAAAAAUAAGUCUUAAUAGCCUAGUAGUAAUAGUAUGUCGAUACAAUAAAAGAAUUCUAAGCAAAGGAACAAUAAUUUAUGCAAUAACUUUAUUAGGAACAAACCUCUUAUCAAUCCUGCAUAGCCAAUUUAGAAUAAAAUUAUAAUCUACAAAUAAGUGAAUUAAGAAACUCAUUUUUGAAAGAAAUUGAGUAAUAAUAAGAAACAAUUGCGCAAUAAUACUAAAACUAUUUUAAUUAACAGAUUAUUACAUUCUAAUAGCAAAUAAAAGCAUUAUAAUUGGAGAACACAUAAAUUAAGGAUGAAUUAACAGAAAGAUCUAAAAUUUGGUCUCAAGAAAAGGAGAGACUCGAAAAUUUCAUUAAAAACAUUCAAUAAUCCUAAUUAAAAAAAUAAAAUUCUUAAGAAUCUAUUCAACCACUAGCAAAUAUUACUUAAGCCCAACAAAAUAUAAAUCAAAAUUAGAAACUUUCACAGCAAAUUAAUUAACCAAAUCAAAACUUAGAUCAACAGCAGAUCAUCUAACCAUAAAAUUAAUAGUAACUUAACCAAAUUUAAAAUCAAUAAUAAUUUACUUAAGAAUAGUUAAUUUAACAAAAACAAGAAUUAUAAAAAUAAUAAUAUUAUUAAGAAAUAUUAUAAAUUUAGUCAUAAUCAUCCUUAUUACAAUAAUAGUAAUAAUAGUAGAAAAUAUUACAAUAAUAAUAAAACUAAAAUCAUCAUUAAUCAAGUAACUAUACUUUUAGAUAAAAUACUUAAGAAGAUUCAAGGGAAGUAAGUCCAGAAAAAGAUGACUUAUUUCAAAAUUUUGAUUAAAAGGCUAGAUUGCAUACUGAAAGUUAUGGAUAUGAAAAAACAAUACCACAAAGAGCUCCUUUACAAGUUAAAAAUUAUCGAGUUCCCUAGUUACACACAAUUACAAGGUAUGAUCAAAAGCAAUACAAUUUUGGAGUCAAUUAGCCAUAGUACUAUUAAAAUUCUCAAUAACGAUUUAUGAUUAAUAGGGAUCCUCAAUAUUAGAGAUCUCAUUCUCAAUAUUAAGAAAGAGAUGAUAAACCUAAGAGUUAGCAAUAUCAAAAUUAAAAUGAAGGGUAUCUAGUUCCAAAAAGAUAUUGA